Molecule: messenger RNA, 2280 nt
Organism: Parnassius mnemosyne (clouded apollo)
Lineage: Eukaryota; Metazoa; Arthropoda; Insecta; Lepidoptera; Papilionidae
Source: the annotation of a GenBank genome assembly
AUGAGGAACAACGUCAAGCCAUCCUACUGGGCGCAGAGGACGAAGCUGGAGAAGCGGCUGAUGCUGGCUGUUGGGGUGGCCGCGGUUUUGGCCAUCGCCUUCCUCGCGGCUUUCCUGGCCACAGUUCUUUUGAAGGCCACAGUAAAUAUUACAGACAUGCCACAGACUAGUGAACUGAGAAUUUCUCCAUCCAUGCCGCCUGCAGUCAUCUCCAAAGGAUUCAACGAGGACGACGUUUGCAACACACCGGGGUGCGUCCACACAGCUUCAAAACUCCUCCUCAACAUGGACGAGCAGGUUGAUCCUUGCGAUGACUUCUACGAUUUCGCUUGCGGCUCCUUCGUCAAGAACACACGAAUCCCCGACGACAAGACUUCAGUCAACACCUUCUCAAUUAUCACUGACCAGCUACAGGAACAGAUCAGGACACUACUGGAUGAGCCCGUCACCCCUGGUGAACCCCGGCCGUUUGUCCUUGCCAAGACUUUGUACCAGGCCUGCAUGAACAGGACCGCAAUCGAAGCACGCGGCGUCCAGCCGCUGUUGGAUAUGCUUCGUCGUCUUGGUGGCUGGCCAGUACUGGACGGCGACUCCUGGGAUGAACGCUCCUUCUCCUGGGACGAGUCGGUUUACCGCUUCCGCGCGGCCGGUUACUCCGUUGACUAUUUCCUGGACUUCUCUAUUAGUGUCGACGUGAAGAACUCCACCAAGAGGAUCAUCGACCUGGACCAGGCAUCUUUGGGGCUCAGUCGGGAGUACCUGAACAGGGGUUUCAGCGACAAACUGGUGCAAGCGUACUACGAAUAUAUGGUAGACAUUGCGGUGCUCCUGGGAGCUGAGAGGAGCCGCGCCGAGGUUGAGCUGAAGGAGUCGCUGCAGUUUGAGAUGAAACUUGCCAAUAUUUCCUUGCCACUGGAGAAACGCCGUAAUGCAACAAGUCUGUACAACCCCAUGACUAUAGCCGAGUUACAGCAGAAAUUCCCCAAGAUCCCGUGGCUGACCUAUAUUAACAGACUAUUGGCUCCGCACGUGAAAGUUGGCCUUGAAGAGAUCGCCAUCGUUAACGUGCCCAAGUACAUCACCGAUCUAGAGAUGCUUCUGGAGAAAACUCCGAGGCGGGUGCAGGCAAACUACGUGAUGUGGCGCGUGUCGGGCGCGUCUGUGUCGUACCUGACGGAGUCGCUGCGGCGUCGCCAGCUCGCCUACGUCACCGCGCUCUCCGGCAAGACGGAGCGCGAGAGCCGCUGGAAGGAGUGCGCGGACACCGCCAGCAUGAGCUUGUCGAUCGCGGUGGGCGCCCUCUACAUCCGGAAGUACUUCAACGAGAACUCAAAGGCCAACGCUCUCGAGAUGGUGAACGACAUCCGGCAACAGUUCCGUAGGACCCUGGCCGAGGUAGAAUGGAUGGACGAAACCACGCGUCGCGCCGCCUUGGACAAAGCGGACUCUAUGGCUGCCCACAUCGCAUACCCCAAUGAAAUGCUGGACAACGAUAAACUCACAGAGUUCUAUUCCGGGCUGGAGAUGUCAUCGGACAAGCUGAUGGAGUCUGUGCUGAACCUGACGCUCUUCGGCACGGAGUACCUGUUCAGCAAGCUGCGUGAACCGGUCAACAAGACCGACUGGGUCACCCACGGCCGUCCCGCCAUCGUUAACGCCUUCUACUCUUCAAUCGAGAACAGCAUCCAAUUCCCCGCCGGUAUCCUGCAAGGUGCGUUCUUCUCGGCUACGAGGCCCGCUUACAUGAACUACGGCGCCAUCGGCUUCGUCAUCGGACACGAGAUCACGCAUGGAUUCGAUGACCAGGGUCGCCAAUUCGACAAGAACGGUAACCUGAUCGACUGGUGGCAGGAGGAGACCAAGCAGAAGUACCUCGAGAAAGCCAAGUGUAUCAUUGAUCAGUAUUCUAACUACACGGUUAAGGAAGUAGGCUUGAAGUUGAACGGCGUGAACACACAAGGUGAAAAUAUCGCAGACAACGGUGGUAUCAAGGAGGCGUACUACGCUUACGAGGCCUGGACCCAGCGCCACGGCAUGGAAAAACGCCUGCCAGGUCUAGAAGCCUACAGUCCUAAACAGUUGUUCUGGCUGAGUGCGGCGAACACGUGGUGCGCGGUGUACCGCAAUGAGGCCAUCAAGCUUCGCAUCACGACUGGGUUCCACGCACCGGGUCGUUUCCGUGUUCAAGGUCCGCUGUCCAACAUGGAGGAGUUCGCCCGCGAUUUCCGCUGCCCACCCGGCGCACCGAUGAACCCCAACCGAAAAUGCAAGGUCUGGUAG